UUGCAGGUAAUAAAUCUACUCAUAGCAAGGGAUAAAAUUUGUCAAGAUCUCUACGAAACCUUACUUAGAUGCUCAAAGACGGUGAAUGUCUGCGAGCUGGUAGCAUUUGAAAACAGAGAUGUAGCUGAAGAUGCUCGGGGAUGGGCACGCUUGGAUUGGGAAGUGGAAUUUACUCGACAAGGUAUAGACAGUGAAUGGGCAGAAAAUGAUCUCAAUGAGUCAUAUCGUAGUUGUGAUACAUAUCCAGAACGGUUAUGGUUACCUGUAGCAGCGAGUAAAACUACGCUUAUGGGUUCAUGUCGAUUUCGAUCUCGAGGACGAUUACCGGUGUUGACUUACUUUUACAAACCUAAUGGUGCAGCUAUAUGCAGGUGUGCCCAGCCGUUGACUGGCUUCUCCGCUCGAUGUGUAGAGGAUGAAAAACUUAUGGAGUUGAUAGGAAAGGCGAAUAAGAACUGUGACACUUUGUUCCUCGUUGACACUCGGCCUAUGGUCAAUGCUAUGGUCAAUAAGGUACAAGGAAAAGGAUUCGAAGAUGAAAGAAACUAUUCGAAUACGAGAUUUCAUUUCUUUGAUAUUGAGAAUAUUCAUGUGAUGAGGGCUAGUCAGUUAAAACUUCUUGAAGGUUUGUUGCUAAAUGAUUUGAUCAUUUUUGCUUAUAAUUAA
Messenger RNA from Strongylus vulgaris, 666 nucleotides. The record is from the annotation of a GenBank genome assembly. Lineage: Eukaryota; Metazoa; Nematoda; Chromadorea; Rhabditida; Strongylidae.